AUGCCGCAGCCGGUCGAUGCGAUGGACUUUCAAAAAGCCGUCGACCACGAAAUGCAGCUCUACGAUGCCCAAGACGCUCUCAUGCAGUGGCUGCAAGCGCACCCGUCGACGACUGCCGACCUGGCGGCGAUCCAAGCACAGCUCGAGGCAGUGCUCGCACACGUAGCCAAGGUCCUCCAUAGCCACUUGCGCGACGCUGGCGUGGUUCCGUACCUGCGCGUCGACACGGUCGAGGCAGGGUCGCCGGCUGCCAACUCUGGCCUUCUUCCCAGCGACCUCGUCAUCCGCUUUGGCGCCGUCGUAUCGGUCGACGGCACCAAGACGCCCGCGUCGAGCUUGAUUCAGCACAUUGUGGCCCUUGUCAACACUCGGCGCGACCACCGCUUGAGUCUCUCCGUCGUCCGCAGCACCGAAAACGACCCCGUGCACCUCACGAUACGUCCGCAGACGUGGGCCGGCGCCGGCACGUUGGGCUGUGUCCUGCACCCCUACGAGCGCCCGACACUCCGCAUCGUCACCGAGCCCGAGCUGCCGUCGUGGCCACCGAAUGCCUUUGCCUACAUCGACGCCAUGGCAGCAGCCCCAUCGCCCGCGAGCGUCGCGGGCCUUCUCGCAAACGACUGCAUCAUUGGAUUCCAAGGCCUUCAGAGCGGCGCGACGCUUCAAGAAGCGCUAACGAUGUUCAACAGACUGACCGACUUUCCGCUGACGCUGUAUCUCUCGCGCUACUGCCCUCUCGACACGGCUUCGGCGCCGCCCGGGUAUCUCGAGUUUGCAGUUGUCUUGCAUUCCUGGGACGGUAUCCUCUCGAUUCAGCCACUCGUCGCGAUCGAAGCACGUGACGAUCCGUCGGCGCUGCCAUAUGAUGCGACGCUGCCGUCCGUGCCCUUUGCUCGCGUUCUGCGGGUGUACCCCGAGUCCCCCGCCGACACCGGUGGGCUCAUGGCCGGCGAUUACGUUCACGUGAUGAGCGACGUGGCGUAUCCGUCGCCCGAAGCCGUCUCGGACUGGAUCGGCCAUCAGUUCUCGACGCAGUCGCACGUCGCGCUGCAGAUCACGCGGUGUCUGGACGCCGACGACCGGUUUACGGAAAUCCAGCUGCGCAUUCUGCCCGAGCGAUGGUGCGCGCCACAGCUGCACUUGGCCGCGCAUGAUCGGCGGAUGAUUGAGCUCUUUGGGUGGACCCUCGAGUUCCUCAAGGAGCCUGUGUACCCGCCGUUCUUGGUCGUUGAGAGCGUCGUGCCUGCGUCGCCUGCCGCACUUGGCGGCGUCUGCGUUGGCGACCUCGUCGGCAAGUUUGGAUCGCUCCUCAAAGCCUCGCUCGGCGGCACGUCGUCCGUGGCCGAGAUGGUGCAUCUGUAUCUGGGUCCGGAAGCCAAGCAGCUCGAGGGACACAAGCUCACGCCGCUGCCGCUGCAAGUGCACCGGUACGACGCCACGAAUUGCGUCCUCACCCGCGUCAACCUGUUCCUGCCCCCGCCCAAACCAGGCUUCGACUCUGGCGAUGGCGUGUGGGGCUGCUGCCUUCAACUAUGGUCGCCCGAGGCGCUGGAACCACUCCUUGUUGUCGUGGCCGCGGGCACUUCAAGCGGACUCCAAGAAGGUGACUUGCUCCUAGAGGUACAAGGCGUCCGCGCACCAAGUUCGCUCGACGCCAUGGCGGCCGCGAUCGCGUCGGCGUCGUCGUUGACGCUCGUCGUGCAACGUUGGGACCCGGCGCAGUAUCUCUACAUUUACUUUCCGCAUGUUGUGACUGUCGCGAAGCGCGGGGACGCGAUCGUCGACUGCGAAAUCGACGUCGGCGGCGUCGGCUGCAUCACGUACACCACCUACUGGCAGCGGUACGAGGCCGCGAACCCGUCGGCACUUCCGUGCAAAUCUUGCUGGGAAGCCAAUUUUGCGACGGUGGCCCACGGCGCAGCCUACUGCGGCCAUCUCGACUGCCUCACGUACCUCAGCCAGUACUUUGAUGUCUUUUGCGUGGAUCCUCUCGGACGCACCCCGCUGUUUUACGCAGCGUACGCCAACCAAGUCGACUGCAUCCUCCUCCUCUUAUCGAUCGACGUGGAUGGCACUUUGCGGGAGGCGACCGACGCCAACGGCGACACCAUUUUGCACGCCGCGACGAGCGGUGGCGCCCUCGCCGCCAUGCAACUGCUGCUGCAACACGGCCUCAGCACCGAGCGUGUCAACAACCUCGGACUGCGCCCGGUGCACAUUGCACCGACCAUGGAAGCGCUGCAGGUGCUCGCAGACGGCCAAGCCGACCUCGUUGCCCUCGACACCUCGGGGCGCCUCGCGUUGGCGUACGCGUGCAUGGCUGGUGACGAAGCGUGCGUCGCCUACUUGGCGGCGGAAGGCCCCGAGUUCAUCGACUAUGCAGACAUGGACGGCAACACGCCGCUGCAUUUCGCCGUGCUCAGCGGAUCGCUCUCGGUGGUGCAAGCGCUUUUGACGGCGUCGCCCUAUUACAUUCUGCGGCCCAACAAGGAUGGGAAAAGUGCAUUGGACCACGCGAUCGAGAGCGGAUUCGCGCCGGUCGCUGCGUACUUGGAGGCAACGUGUAUGGUGCCCGACGAGUCGGGCGCUGGGCUCCAGCCCGCUCUCUCGGAAGCACCAUUGCCAGCCUCGUCGAGUGAAGCAAUCGACGAGUAG
Messenger RNA from Saprolegnia parasitica CBS 223.65, 2655 nucleotides. RefSeq lists its product as hypothetical. The transcript has 8 exons. Lineage: Eukaryota; Oomycota; Saprolegniomycetes; Saprolegniales; Saprolegniaceae. Gene Ontology annotation, biological process: proteasome regulatory particle assembly. The coding region runs from base 1 to 2655 and encodes 884 amino acids. Gene Ontology annotation, cellular component: nucleus; cytoplasm. Gene Ontology annotation, molecular function: protein binding. The record is from RefSeq and is a predicted model, not a curated record.